AAAAAGCUUAAUUUUUCAAUUUAGUUUAUAUUUAAAACUCAUCAUAAAAACAAGCAAAAUGUUAGUAAAUUCAUUGCAGAAAGAAGUUUUCUUCUUUUGUAUGCUGCUGGGUAUUAGCUGCACAUCAGCAUUGGCACGUGUAGACAAUAAUUGGUCUCAUAGGCGACCAAACAUUACAGUGACCCAAAAUCAACGGGGUCAAGCUGGUUAUCGACCAGCCAAUGUUGGCUAUCAACAACCUUUAGUACAUAAUCAAACUCAUGCACAUUCAUACAACCAACAUCAACAGCAGCAGCAAUGGCAACAACAGACCAACAAUCGUUCUCAAUACAAUCAACCUGGCUAUAGACCAGCCAUAAAUAAUCCUGCUCAAGUUAAUAACUAUAGACCACAACAACCUUCGUAUGGUCAAGGAACAUUUAAUCAAACACGUCCUGCACCGAAUCAACCUCAAUAUCCUACAUAUGGACAAAGUUCUUUUAAUCAAACACGUCCUGCAUGGCAGCCACAACCAUCGCAAUAUCCCGCCUAUGGACAACAAAACACCUUAAAUCAUACAAAACCUCAACUACCCAUCAAUCCACAAUAUCCCGCCUAUGGACAACAAAACACCUUAAAUCAUACAAGACCUAGUUUCCCUCUACCUUCGGCUCCUCAAGUUCCUGCUUAUCCUAUACUACCAAAUAAUCCCAACAAUAAACCAGCAAUGCCUUCAAAUUCUUGGACUCCACCCGCAAAUCAAACCCUUAUAUAUCCUCAACUACCUAAUAAAGAUAUGCCACCAGCUUCUCCAGCUAUUGGCAGUAAUGGUAUACCUUUAGCACCUCUACAACCAGCUCCUCAAAACCCUCAAGGCCCUCAUAAUUGGCAUUCUGGAGGUCAAGCCGUUUUAAGCUAUGGUCCGGGUCAUUAUCCCUUGCCAGCAGGUAAUACAAAUAAAACUCCACCUUCACAGCAGGGCAGCAGUAAUCCUUAUGCAAAUAUGUUUAAUUAAUAUUGAGAGAAGGAUUUUGUAAAUGUUUGAGAGAAAUAAAUUAUUAAAAAAAGCACUAUAA
Lucilia sericata (common green bottle fly) is the source of this 1055-nucleotide messenger RNA. Its product is annotated as trithorax group protein osa-like. Bases 59 to 994 code for a protein of 311 amino acids. The record is from RefSeq and is a predicted model, not a curated record. Lineage: Eukaryota; Metazoa; Arthropoda; Insecta; Diptera; Calliphoridae. The transcript has 2 exons.